GCCGGUUACCGAGCAGUGAGCCGCCGCCUGCACGUUGUUCGCUCACCCCUCACUCCUCUUCGGCUUCUCUCAGCGUUUUUACCUCUUACACUGAUACCCGUCUCUUUGUAUCUCACCCUCACAGUCCAUCCAUUUGUCAGUUGCUUCCAUCGCCCAUCUGUCCAGCAUGUCGCUGCUAAAGGUCCAGACCAGUAAUGUGACCAACAAGACAGACCCAAAGUCCAUCAACUCCCGAGUGUUUAUUGGUAACCUGAACACAGCGGUAGUGAAGAAGUCAGACGUGGAGAGCAUCUUUUCUAAGUACGGUCGGGUGCUGGGCUGCUCCGUGCACAAGGGCUACGCAUUUGUCCAGUAUGCCAGCGAGAGGCACGCCAGGGGGGCUGUGAUUGGAGAGAAUGGCAGGGUGCUGGCUGGACAAACACUGGACAUCAACAUGGCGGGAGAACCGAAGCCAAAUCGACCCAAAAGCCUGAAGCGAUCUGCAGCUUCCCUUUACAGUGGCUAUGAGUUUGACUACGAUUACUACAGAGAAGACUUCUAUGACAGGUUGUUUGAGUAUCAUGGCAGGGUAUCUCCAGUCCCUCUUGUGGUACCAGUCAAACGCCAACGAGUGGCGAUGCCUCGGGUACGACGGGUCAAAUCUCUGCCAGUCAAACUGUUGGGACGUAAUUCCUCUGUCCUCCCCACCAGCAACAGGAACAAAGAGAAAUUGACAGGAGCAGAGCUUCAGGCGAUCAAGUCAGAGUUGAUUCAGAUUAAAGCCAACGUCGAGGCUUUGCUGGGUAGACUGGAGCAGAUCACAGAAGACCCACACAUUACCGCCACAGAUUUGAUUAAGGCAGAGGAGUAUAAGCAUGACGAGGUGUGGCAGGAAGGAGACGAGUGGAGUUCAGAGCCAGAGGACAUGGAGGAGCAGAGACAGAACAGCGAACCUGAAGAGGAGGAGAAAGAUGAGGAAGAGGAGGAGGGAGAGCACAGACAGGAUGACGGCCACAGCCACAUGGUGUGUAUUUACAGCAGACCUCUGGCAUCCUCAGAUACAGCCUUAGCUCCUGAUGCCGUCAGACAUGUAGAGCUUGAGCACACUUUAACUGCUGACUUCUUUAGCACCCAGUCAAACAUAAAUAAUUUAUUUUUUCUUUAGUAUAUAAUUGACUGAUUAACAGAAAAUGUCUCAGAACAAAAGAGUUCACAUCAUAAACUGAAUUUUAUUCUUGUCUUGUUUUUAUUCUUAUUUGCGGCCAUUUUGAUAGACUUCUAGUUAGAUUUUUCUUACACACAUUUAAUGUUGUAAAUCUCAUAUCAAUUCUAUUCUGUAUGACUAUUUUUCAUUUUACAAAACAAUGUUUGCCCUCAUUUUAUGGAGCAUCUGCAGAGCCCAGAGCUAGACUUUUUUAAAAUCAUUUUUCACAGGUCCUGUUUUCUACCAUUCCAAUUUUUUUAUGACACUAUCAAUCAUUGGAUUGGAAAAGCACAAUGUCACAGUUUUUAAAAGUGCAGAAGGAGAAAGAUUUUCUCAGAGCUCCAAGAUCAAUCUAUAUCAAAGUGGUUGAUGACAGCAUUGACAGGCACAUCAAGACUGGUCAGACUUGUCACUGCUGACAUUUUGAGACAUGUUUAGAGACAAAGUCAUACCAGAAUCAAAGGAUGCUAAAUAGGCUUUGUGGAUUGUACUUAGGAGAACUGUAUUAAGAAAGUUAUGUGUUUGUUUAUUUGCUUGUUUCUUUGUUUAUACACAACAUGCAAAUUAACUGGAACUUUCCCUUUUUUGAGAUGACAUUAAUUACAUUGCUAUUUUAAAGAGAAAAAUUAUUGGCCAUGUUGUUUGGUAUGUAUGGUUAUGCUUCCUCACUAUGAUAAAAAAAAAAAAUUCUUGCAGGCCCCAGGGACCUGAGUUUGUAGUGACAAAAUACAAAACAUUUUGGUAUGGUUAAAGUACUCUGAUGUGAAAAAAGCAUUUCGACUUUUGAAUACAUUAUUGGUCAAACAAAUGAUCCAAAAGAGCUUUACAUUAAUAGCUGAUGUAAAUGGCUAGUAAGUGGUUUAAUUUAGUCAAAAGUCAAGAUUAUGUACAAGAUAACAUAUUUGACUAUUACAGUUUUUCUCAAUUGAUAAGACACUUCAUGUGAAAACACAGUGAGAGAAGAGUGUUUUGUAUUUAGCAGUGCAGUGUCCUAGUUUUGCUUCGUGUGUCUUAAUUUUGAAAACAAAGUUCAGAUUUUGAUAAUAAAGUGCACUUUUGACAUAAGUGUGCAGUGCUUAGUGAAUUGUGUUGAAAUUAAAAAAAAAUAGUGUGCAGUGUGUUGGGAAAUGUGUGCUAAUUUUCAGGAAGUGUCUUAUCAAUUGAGAAAAACUGUAAUGUGUAACUUCUAUCUCUUUGUCUUUUAUGAUUCAAAAUUCAAUGGCUUUGAAUUGUAAAAUUGUUUGUUCAAAAGUUAGCGUUUGUGCUGUGCUUUUAGAAAUUACCAUUUGUAUUUUUUGUGUGUUAUGUUUUUAUUCUUUUUUUUGUACCUGAACCUAUAUCAGGACUGAAAUGUAAUUCCUUCUUUAAUAAAUGUUUGACUGACAGAAUGUGAGGAUCCAGUCUAUUUUUAAAUGAGCAUCAUAUGGGUUUCUAGGAGGGACUGGUCCCUGAAGGAUUCAUUUCAUCACCCAGUUAUCCAAAAUGAUCAGGUGAAGGUUCUAUUCUGACUUAUUAGGUAGCAGGCUGGAAUUUACCUUUAGCAGGUCAAAAUAUCACCAGCACCUGUCAACAUGAUGGAUUCUUUGGGGUGCUUUUAAUAAUGUAGAUGAAGUAUUAC
Amphiprion ocellaris (clown anemonefish) is the source of this 2801-nucleotide messenger RNA. RefSeq names its product RALY heterogeneous nuclear ribonucleoprotein (gene raly). Gene Ontology annotation, molecular function: RNA binding. The record is from RefSeq and is a predicted model, not a curated record. Bases 167 to 1144 code for a protein of 325 amino acids. The transcript has 7 exons. NCBI's taxonomy places the organism in Eukaryota, Metazoa, Chordata, Actinopteri, Pomacentridae. Gene Ontology annotation, cellular component: nucleus.